GCAUGUUCGCUGAUUGGAACACAGCCGCAUCUGUGUAGGGCACGCCGAGAGAAGCAGCGAUGGACGAAGACACCACAGCGGGUCAUUCAAGCUGGAUAAAACAGCAUCCUGUGUACCAAGACCUGAUGAAUCUGGAUGUGGGUGACGGUGCUCAAGUUUACGCAGCAUUCCUGGUUUACCUGAACCUGACAGAAGUUCGUGGCUGGGAGCAUGUGGUGGGAGUAGCUUGCCCGGAGCUGCAGGCGGUCCUGCUGGAACACCGUGAGAAGGAAGGAGAAGUGGUUCAAGUGGUCUAUCCACUGCCUGCACAUAGAACGGUCAGCCACAAAGAUUUGAGGUGUAUACUGGACAGAGGGUGCCCCAUGCUGCUGUGCGCGGUCGCCUCAGACUCCACUCUGGUGUAUCAGCGGCUGUGCGAUGGCCUGUUGAAACCUGACCCACCGGUGGACAUCCAGGACCAGGGCCGUCGACAGCACCGCAAGAGAAGACUCCAAACGUGAGGAGAACCGAAACGGACACUGAGACUUUGCUAUAAAGGGCUACUUUCCUCACAGCUUCUGUGAAGCCUGACUGAAUUACGUGUGCAGACGAGGGUCAGUGGUCACUACCACAUUUCUAGCCGCUGCCUCUGCCGUGCUGUUCACUGUUGACUUGCCAUGUUGAGCAACAGGGCUGCACGAUAUGGACUGAAUACUAGCAUUGCAAUUAUACCUGUACAUAGCGCGACUGUGAUACACCUUACGAUAUAUUAAAGAUCCACU
Colossoma macropomum (tambaqui) is the source of this 761-nucleotide messenger RNA. RefSeq names its product TSEN15 tRNA splicing endonuclease subunit (gene tsen15). The transcript has 4 exons. The record is from RefSeq and is a predicted model, not a curated record. Gene Ontology annotation, biological process: tRNA splicing, via endonucleolytic cleavage and ligation. Bases 60 to 500 code for a protein of 146 amino acids. NCBI's taxonomy places the organism in Eukaryota, Metazoa, Chordata, Actinopteri, Characiformes, Serrasalmidae. Gene Ontology annotation, molecular function: nucleic acid binding.